AUGGCUGCCGAUGGCGCAGACAGCAGUGCCCUCGAUCAUCGGUUUUUCCCUCACCUCGUCCACCUCGUGGUCUCGUUCUCAACGUAUCCCGUUCUUAUCACGUUUCGGGCCACGUCAAGGGAAUUGAAGACCAAGGUCGACAAGAUCAUCCUUCGGCAUAUCGUGAUUGAGAACCGCCCCGCCGACUUUGCUGCUCUGCCAAGGGAAAGGUUUGAACUUCGAUCCCUCUUGGGCCCAUUGCCGUUUCCCCCGGUUAUCGAUUUCGUCCCCGGCCUCCAUCCUCUACCGCAGUGGACACGCUUGCUUGCCCAGUACACGGCCGUUAUCGACAUACAAUGUGACGACACAUUUGCUUCUCGCGAAGCGUUUCAGGAGUCGCUUCCUUGCCUGAGAACGAUUCGCAGCGACCACCUCAAUCUCUUUGUCCAUAACCUGGGUGCUCCGGACAUUAUCUGCUUUUGUCCCGUGUUCACAAAAUCGGACUACCGAAGGCUAGAAUUUGCUCCAAUUCAGUUCGCCAGCAGCACGUUUCAACGUCUCGUGCUAAAUGUUCAUGUCUACGGGCACCCAGGUCCAAACUGGUUUAGCACCAACUUUCUGCUCAUUGUCAAUCAGCCGCCCCGUUCUUCAAAGCCUCCAAUCGUUUGCACACUUGCCACCGUUUCCGAGGACGUCGAUUUUCAAGUGCGGUUAUCUUUCGGCGACGGUCUUCCUGCCAGCCUUAUCCCGCCUCAUUUCACGAUUGUAAACCUCGACGAGACCAACACCAACAUGUUCAACAAAAACCAAGCGCGCUUUGCCAGGGAGUGCAUACAGAUGUCUGUCGGCUUUGAGGAUCGGACCGCGCCAUGCGCCUUUCACUUCCUGUCGGUUGACGAGUACGGCAAGACCAUCAGCAAUGAGCAGUUUCAACUCGAGACCGUCUUUCCGGAUGAGUGGACAUGCGACCUCUGA
Apiotrichum porosum is the source of this 954-nucleotide messenger RNA. RefSeq lists its product as uncharacterized. The coding region runs from base 1 to 954 and encodes 317 amino acids. The record is from RefSeq and is a predicted model, not a curated record. The transcript has a single exon. NCBI's taxonomy places the organism in Eukaryota, Fungi, Basidiomycota, Tremellomycetes, Trichosporonales, Trichosporonaceae.